This is a messenger RNA of Mycena indigotica, 3093 nucleotides long. RefSeq lists its product as uncharacterized. Gene Ontology annotation, biological process: actin cytoskeleton organization. Bases 1 to 3093 code for a protein of 1030 amino acids. The record is from RefSeq and is a predicted model, not a curated record. The transcript is spliced from 3 exons. NCBI's taxonomy places the organism in Eukaryota, Fungi, Basidiomycota, Agaricomycetes, Agaricales, Mycenaceae. Gene Ontology annotation, molecular function: actin binding.
AUGGCCAUACUCGCUCCUCCGGACUGGCAAUAUUCCCCUAGAGAACCAGCUAUGGACAAGGGUCCGUCCCAAUCUCAACCACCGGCCUCGUCGUCGUCGUCAUCCACUCCCUCCCCACAACCCCAGCCCCAACGACCUUCUCACCCCCAACAACAACAACCAGCCCAAUAUGGCGCAUUCCAGCAACAACCCCAAGGAAGCUGGACCCCAUCAUUGGCGGCAGCGCCUUUCUAUCCUGGCGCAUUCUACCAUCAACCAGGGCAGGGGACCCCUCCGGUCUAUCCAGCGAACAAUCCGUAUUUCGACCCCGCAAAUGCGAAUGCCCAGUUGGCGGCCCAGUGGGCUUAUCAGCAGAUGAUGUUUAAUGCGGCGGCUGCCCAGCAACACCAGCAACACGAAUACUUCCAGCCGCCCCAAAUGGCGUUCAACCCCUUCCCCAGCGGGACUCCACCGCCACGACCAGGUCCCAAUGAUAUGCAACAGCAAUCUGGUGGCUACCAUCCUUACCGCCGGCCGUCGCGUCAGCAGUCAUCGUCACAAUCCGAUUCCCCUCAAACUUCUUCUACAAACGAAUGGCGCCCACAGCCACCGUAUUCUAAACCCGAGGCAUCUGGUUCGUCCAGUUCGGUCAACUCGCAAGGCCGAGUUAGGACAAACAGCAAUAACUCGAAUAAGGCUACCUCACCCACAACGACGACGAGCAACAACUCGCGCUCUUCUCCAAUCCCCAGUAAUCGACCGUCUCCAGCGACAUCUUCUUCUUCGCAGAGCAACAAUGGUAUUCCUGCUCCGCCCCGAAUUCCACAUCACAGAGCUGGCUCGUCGUCGUCAACUCAUAGCGCUCAUUCAACAUCUUCUUCAUCAGGCAUAUCAUCUCCCCCUUCGGUUUCAGCCGCCAAGCUAGCCAGACCGAGUCCGCUCAGUCAAGGCGCCAUCAUUGCACCUUCCCGAACUAGCACUAGUAGCUCUUUGGGUCCCGCUUCAACUACCCGAGCCGAACGUCGUAUAAGUCGAGACGACUCCUCCCUCGCUCUCUCGUCCUUAUCACUGUUGGCAACACGAGCAGAGGCAGCCAAGUCGGCAUCAGCUGGAUCAUCAUCACAAACAGCCACGACGCCAAGCUCGACACUAACAAGUGCUACGCCUCCCGCACCGGCUGUUGUCAAGGGCUCGGGUCUUAAAGGGCGACUACGACGGGCCCUCUCAUUCAAUUCGAGUGUUGCCCUAAAAGAAGAGCUGGAUGAUGAGUAUGGAGAGGAAGAUGAGGAGGAAGGCGGCGGAAACGCUAGUGACGACAGCGAUGCUAGCAUCAAGGCUAGCGUUGUUAACCCUAAACAACCGAGCCUGGCCAAGACACCGGCCGUGAUUCAGAACGCGACACGCAAAGCCGUCCCGCCCGCAUCGACUUCUGGGUCGGCUUUUUCUGCUACUUCGGUGGCUUCUUCCUCCACCGCAUCAACGCUUCCUGUCGGCCAACAGGUCCCGCUCCCGAAAAAGAAGUCGCGCGCAGCGUCUUUGUUCUCCAAUGCCCGUCUUAACGCGAGCACGGACAACAUUUCGCUCAGCAGUACCGUCAGCAGUGCGAGUGUGAUGAUUCGGAAACUGGGGAGUAUGGGAAGGCUGGCGAGGCGGAACUCGCUCGCUGGAAUCACGGGGCUAUUCAAGGAUCGGAAAAAGAAGGACAAUGAAGGUGGGGAGGACGACAAUGAAGAGGGGAGUGGGAAGAAGGACAAGGACAAAAAGAAGAAGGACAAAAAGGCGUCGUCUGGCAAAGGGAGUGCGUCAGAGGCUUCCGUUUCACAUGCGACUGCCGAACUCGAGGCUGGCGACUGGAGCGUGCCGACUAACGACAGCACGCUGAAGGGUCUCAGUCCUGCUGCUAAACUUGCGAGACAACAUACGCUCAAGAGUAAUGCGGAGGCUGCGGCAAAGGCAAAAGAAGCCGCUGCCCGCGCUGCUCAAGCUCAGGCGCAAUCCAACGGAAAUGGAGUUAAUGGGGGUGGUGUACCAACUUGGGAACGGAAUACUGCGACUAGACGGGGAGGUGGUGGAAUGCAGGUUGCAGAGGAUGGGACGAGGGUGUUUGUGGAAGACAGCGGUAGCGAGGGCGAGGAUGAGCCACAGCAUUAUCCAAACCAGCCACAGCAACAAUGGGCUAUCGACGAGGAAGAUGACGAAGACGAGGAAUGGGGCAUGAUUCCUGGCGAAGAGGACGAUACUAUCAGGCAAGAAAUUGCUGAUGCCCAUCGUCAUGAAGAGGGUGGUGAUGAGUAUGGAUAUGGGGAAGAAGAGGUCGAGCCAUGGGCUGUGGAUCUCCGGAGAAGUGUGGAGCGAACACGGGUGCCAACAAAAGGGAUUCUGAAAAACGCAGAUACUUAUAACCAAGCUGCGUAUCUUCCGGAGAACAUCCAUCAUUUUGGAGGAAGUGGGCCAUUACCAGCGUUGCGAGCGCGGAGCAACUCAUAUAAUGCGCCAGGUCAAACGGAACUCGGGCCACUAGCAAGGAUACCCAGUCCCGAUCCAGACCACAUUGAUGGUCUACACCGACAUGGAAGCCAUUCUAGCGGUCAUGGGCAUGGAACAGAAGAGACUUCGUUGGCGGCCAAACGCAGCAGUGUCCCUUCAUUACCUCCUCUUGGAUUCGAUCUCGAUCUCGGAGGAAGCAUGUUCGAGUCGCCUCAGGUUACUCCGACUGCCGCAACUUACGCCCAAGCUGCAGCAGCUUCUUCGCAGCCACCACCGACACCACCGUCUCCACAAGCUCCCCAACCGGCUCCAGCGAGCUUGUACCAACAUCCAGCACUUAACUCGUCCGCGCCAGCUCUAACCACCCUCAAUUUUGGUCUUUCCGCGUCGUCUUCGGUUCCCCGUGCGGCCACUGCGCCCGCCAAAAAACAUCUCGCGUUUGCCAGCAAUUUAAGCGUGUAUGACACGUUUAGCGCGAGCACUUACGACCGUCGAAGCGAGCCUGCGACAUGGAGUCGGCUGACGCCACAGCUUGCGCAAAGGAUCAAGGAGGAGCUGAACAGCUACAAAAUGGAGGAAAUGGAGGUCCAUGCUGCUAGCCGGGUCCAUACUCAAUUCUUUGUCUAA